Homarus americanus (American lobster) is the source of this 580-nucleotide messenger RNA. Its product is annotated as keratin-associated protein 6-2-like. NCBI's taxonomy places the organism in Eukaryota, Metazoa, Arthropoda, Malacostraca, Decapoda, Nephropidae. The record is from RefSeq and is a predicted model, not a curated record. Bases 22 to 486 code for a protein of 154 amino acids. The transcript has 3 exons.
UAUAAGGUGUGGCGGGGAGUGAUGGCGGACAUUGUCAACUGUGACUCUCUGCAAGACGCCAACAUGAUCUCCAGAACUGUGACGAUGGCGGUGGCGGCUGGCCUCCUGGUAGUCGUCCUAGCCGCCCCUGAAGCCUCACCCUCAAGUCAAAGCUAUGGCGGCUAUGGCGGUGGACAUGGUGGCGGUUAUGGUGGAUACGGCGGUGGUUAUAGUGGAGGCUAUGGUGGAUAUGGGAGAGGCGGCUACGGUGGUGGAUAUGGAAGAGGCGGCUACGGUGGUGGAUAUGGAAGAGGCGGCUACGGUGGUGGAUAUGGCGGCUACGGUAGUGGAUAUGGCGGCUACGGUAGUGGAUAUGGCGGCUAUGGUGGUGGAUAUGGUGGCUACGGCGGUGGAAAUGGCGGAUAUGGUGGUUAUGGAGGUGGAUAUGAUGGCUACGGUGGUGGUUAUGGACGCGGCUAUGGUGGUGGAUAUGGUUACGGUCGCUAAGCUCCCUUGAUGGUGAGGUGCAGAAAGAACACUCGGGAUAAUAAGUGCGCUGUUCCUCUACACUUAUGUAUUUCGAAUAAAUAUUUAAUAAAGA